This is a messenger RNA of Gadus morhua (Atlantic cod), 2090 nucleotides long. RefSeq names its product chromosome 11 C5orf34 homolog (gene c11h5orf34). The record is from RefSeq and is a predicted model, not a curated record. Lineage: Eukaryota; Metazoa; Chordata; Actinopteri; Gadiformes; Gadidae. Bases 307 to 1959 code for a protein of 550 amino acids. The transcript is spliced from 11 exons.
UGGGUCGCCAUGGAGAUCAGAUAUGGUUGCUAAUAUGCUGGCCGACAAACCCGCGAUCUCUGCUCAGAUCAUACCAAACGCAACACCUUUCCGAAGCCAAACCAUGUCUAACCUUAUUUAAUAACCAUAUACACGUUAAUCUGAACAUCGGCUCAUUAUCACCCUUGAUAUGGCUAAGCGUUCAGCGUUUCUACUUCCUGAGAAAUAAGCGCCAGAAAGCGCCAGCAUUCGUCGCGUCCUAAUGACGAAGACAACAACAACAGUUGAUAAUUAGAGCGAGCAAACUUUUUACUAGACAUUUCUAGGAUGACAACCAACACAAGUGUCAGUUUGAUGGUCAUGUAUCAAGACGAGUCGGUGUAUAUCAGAUAUCAUGACGGAUCGACGCUGAACGUGUCCCCCUGCGGCUCUGAGUUCAUGAUGGUGAAAGCCCCCGACCCCUCCGCGCAUCCUAUGCAUGCGACCGAACAAGUUCGACAGAGGACACGAUUCGCCAUCAGCGCCUACAAAGAACUAAUACAAGGUGCAUUGGUGUUCAGGAAUAAAUACGCUUCACGGCCAUAUCUUCCAAAUGAACUUAUUCCAGCUGUUGAUAGAAAGCCUUUCUUUAGUGUCAACUCGGAGGCGGAUUGGCCCCUAAUCUCCUGUGACGCGGAGCAUGGCCCUGGCGGGGACACCAAGGUCAGGUCCCUGGAGGGGAGGGCCACCCUCACCUUGUCCGCUUCAGGAGAGGACUUCUCGGUUGAGUUUCUAUGCAGCAUCAGUCAGCCCGAUCCGGGGCGCAACGCACACAGCACGGUCCCCGCCACCGGUCCGACGUCGCAACAACGGGGGCUGACGCCGAAGAGCGAACCGUCAUUUCGCACAGACCAGAGGGUUGGUCUCCAAAACAUCAGCGGUCACGUUGACAAACCAAAGGACAUGACGAGAAUGAAGUUGAGCCGACCGAGGUCGUGUUCUCCUCAGGGUAACAGCAGCAGCCCUUCUCUGCCCAAGUCAGAGGACAUGUACCUGUGUACCACGCUGGUGGUCCAGCAUCACUCCUGCUCCUGUGUUGCCCCCAUGUGGCGGUACCCUCUCUCUGUCGCUCGCCACCACUGGGCCACGCGCCGCGGGGCGACUCCCGGACAUCACGGGGCGGGCGAGGAGAACGUCCUGACGGAAGCGUCGGACGAAGGGCACAGGCGGUGUCCCGUCCCCGAGGCGCUGCCCCUCCGAUGUCCCUCGCCUCACCAGCACAGGUGGAAGGUGAAGUUCCCCCUGGCCCAGGUUGAUGAAUAUCAGGAGCAAGACUUCCCUGGGGAGCUGACCACGGUCAUGUGGUGUCAAGGAGUGAUGUACAGAUUACUUAGCGGUUCUAUAUCAGUCAUCGAGGUUUCCCCCGGAGAUGGAUCAGUCAUCCGAUCUAACAACGUCCUCAGCAGCUAUUUCACUCACUAUAAGGGCGAUUCUCAGUCAGGGCAGGUCAAAGAGAUCACCUACCUCGUCAACAGUCUACCCCCUGAUGUACCUGGGCAGGUGUACUCCAUAAGGUCCAUUGUGAGUCGUGCAAGCAGAAUCCUCACUUGUUACAACCAGGCCAGAGUUUCCUUGUUGCUGCCUGUCAUGCCGAGCUGUUUGGACCCGGAGAGAAAUCAUUUUGAGUGGGAGACGUUUGAGGAUAACCUGCCAAGUUCAGUGUCACUUGACCCUCACUUUGACCUCCCGCAAAUGGAGCAUAACAGGUCCGACAUCGUGUCUGCUGAACUGGAGAAGAUCAAACGCUUCAACUUUCUGUUGGAACACAGCAAGGUGCCGGGGGUUUGGGGGGAAGGCUCUGCAGUCCCGCGUUGUGGAUCUGGAACCACCCAGACAGCCAGUGAACCCGUGGAUGAGACCUAUAUCGCAGAGGCCCUCCAGAGAACAUCUAAAGCCAUACAGGACAUUGAUGCCGUUAUAUCAGCUGCAACACUGAAUUAAAACCCAAUGCCUUCUAAGAAUGGGGAGUAAAUGUUCCUAGUUUUGUAUCCGACAGGGUAAUUCAAAAAUUUGGUGAUGAACUUGUGUUAAGUAAUUAUGCAUUCAUCAAUAAAAAUUAAGCUUUUUUCUAA